AUGCACUCCCGCUCGUCAAGCGGUUUGCGCUACCGCUGCCUCGAUAUUUGCACCCCGGCAAUGCUUCCGACAUUCUCGUUCAAUACCACGGCUUGCACUAUGGCGCAAACGACAACGAAAUGCCCUGGCGACACUCUAUCUGUUUCCCGGUACCUUCAGACCCAGUUCUUCAGUCGCGUUCAUCUACCUACCGCUGCCGCUCGGCGCUCGCAUGCCCGCCGACAAUUGCCCCCAGGCUUUUCAGAUCCUUCUGGCGCGGGUCACGCUUGCGCCCGCAUGACCUGGCUUUGCAAACCCCAUCCUUCAUCGACAUUGCAAUCCCGCGAUGAAUUAUUCCAUCGAGCACGACCUCACUUUUACGAGUAG
Mycena indigotica is the source of this 366-nucleotide messenger RNA. RefSeq lists its product as uncharacterized. The record is from RefSeq and is a predicted model, not a curated record. Lineage: Eukaryota; Fungi; Basidiomycota; Agaricomycetes; Agaricales; Mycenaceae. Bases 1 to 366 code for a protein of 121 amino acids. The transcript has a single exon.